Thrips palmi is the source of this 1509-nucleotide messenger RNA. It is a transcript of the gene vermilion, whose product is annotated as tryptophan 2,3-dioxygenase. Gene Ontology annotation, molecular function: heme binding; metal ion binding; L-tryptophan 2,3-dioxygenase activity. The coding region runs from base 176 to 1381 and encodes 401 amino acids. Lineage: Eukaryota; Metazoa; Arthropoda; Insecta; Thysanoptera; Thripidae. The transcript has 8 exons. The record is from RefSeq and is a predicted model, not a curated record.
GCGGCAAGGCAAGACCUGGGCGACGGGCGGGACGGGCUCGGCCACAGGCUCGGCCAAAGGCUCGGAAAGGCUCGGCCACAGGCCACAGCGGGAUGCGAAGCAUGCGAAGCUAUCAGUGUGGGCCGGGCCGUCGGGAAGGAAGCGUCGCGCGAGACUGACUGAGGAUCUAGCGACCAUGGCGUGUAUAUACAGCGGAAGCAAAAGGGAUGCCCAGGACGGGGAGCAGCAGCUGGGCGAGGAGGGCAUGAUGUACGGCGAGUACCUGAUGCUGGACAAGGUGCUGAGCGCCCAGCGCAUGCUGUCGCAACAGAGCAGCAACCCGGUGCACGACGAGCACCUUUUCAUCGUCACACACCAGGCUUACGAACUGUGGUUCAAACAAAUCAUUCACGAGCUCGACUCGGUGCGGGCGCUCUUCAACAGCAGCGAGGGCCUAGACGAGAGCCAGACGCUGGAGAUCCUCAAACGGCUGCACAGGAUCGUCCUCAUCCUCAAACUCCUGGUGGACCAGGUCAUGAUCCUGGAAACGAUGACCCCCCUCGACUUCAUGGACUUCCGGAAUUACCUGUGCCCUGCUUCCGGCUUCCAGAGUCUCCAGUUCCGGCUGCUGGAGAACAAGCUCGGCAUGAAGCAGGAGCAGCGCGUGCGCUUCAACCAGCGCUACAGCGCCGUGUUCGGCGACGACCCCACGGCCGCGGACGCCAUCAGCCGGUCCGAGCAGGAGCCCAGCCUGGCGCAGCUGGUGCAGCGGUGGCUGGAGCGCACGCCGGGGCUGGAGGCGGAGGGCUUCGACUUCUGGGGGAAGUACCGGCAGGCCGUGGACCGGAUGCUGGAGAAGCAGGAGAAGGCCGCCAUGGACGCGGACACCGACAUCCGCCGCAAGUUCCUCCUGCACGACGUGGCGCAGCGGCGAGAGGUCUUCGACAGCGUCUUCUCCCCCGAGACCCACGAGCUGCUGCUGCAGCGCGGCGAGCGCCGCUUCUCGUACCGCGCGCUGCAGGGCGCCAUCAUGAUCACGUUCUACAGGGACGAGCCGCGCUUCAGCCAGCCGCACCAGCUGCUCACGCUGCUCAUGGACAUCGACUCCCUCAUCACCAAGUGGCGCUAUAACCAUGUAAUCAUGGUACAGAGGAUGAUAGGGUCUGCACAACUCGGGACAGGUGGUUCUUCUGGAUACCAGUACCUCCGGUCGACACUCAGCGAUCGCUACAAGGUGUUCUUGGACCUAUUCAACUUAUCAACUUUCUUAAUACCGAGGAACUACAUCCCACCUCUGACGUCACACAUGAAAAUAGCUUUGGCCGGGUCAUGGGGUAGGCCUUUAGCAGAAACAUCUGAAGAAGAGCGCCUCAUUGAAAGUUCAGUAGAAGCUUCAAUGUGAUGAUGUGAACUGUUCCACUUUUCAUUCAUGUUUUCCGAGCAGUCGAAUCAAGGUGUCCAUCAUGUGGACACUUUGGAGUUCAAUUUUUUGGCGUUAUGUGCCUUUAACAACAUAGUAAUUAAUGUUAA